Messenger RNA from Closterium sp. Naga37s-1, 1380 nucleotides. Lineage: Eukaryota; Viridiplantae; Streptophyta; Zygnematophyceae; Desmidiales; Closteriaceae. The record is from the annotation of a GenBank genome assembly.
AUGACAAGCUUCCCACCCAGCUCCCUUUCCCCUCAUAAUAGCCUGUUUCCUCAAUCCCUCCCUCCUUCCACCCUCCCCACUCAGCUACUCAACGGCAAGGAGUGCGUGUUGACGGACACAGUGGGGUUAAUUCAUCCCCCCCCUCAGCUCCCUCUCUCCUCAUUUCAGCUCAUAUUCCCUCUUCACUUCGCACCCCUUCAUUCGUCCCCCCCAGCUACCCAACGGCAAGGAGUGUCUGUUGACGGACACGGUGGGGUUCAUUCAGAAGCUGCCCACCCAGCUGGUGAGCUGUCAGGUGAGCCGUCAGGUGACCUGUCAGGUGAGUUGUCAGGUGGGCUGUCAGGUGACCUGUCAGGUGAGCUGUCAGGUGGGCUGUCAGGUGGGCUGUCAGGUGAGCUGUCAGCUGAUCUGUCAGGUGAGCUGUCAGGUGAGCUGUCAGGUGGGCUGUCAGGUGAGCUGUCAGGUGAGCUGUCAGGUGGGCUGUCAGGUGAUCUGUCAGGUGAUCUGUCAGGUGAGCUGUCAGGUGAACUCCAUCCAAUGGCGGCGCAACAGGUGGCGGCGGUGCUGCAAGUGCUGGCAGAGCUGGAAGUCUCCCACAUCCCCAUGCUCACCGUGCUCAAUAAGGUAGACCAAGUGUCCCCUGGUUUUCUGCAGCAGCAGCAGCGCCAGCUGGAGACCAUUUUGGACCAGAACUCGGGCGGCAGAGAGAGCAGUGCGGGCGGCAGAGAGAGCAGCGCGGGCGGCAGAGAGAGCAGUGUGGGCGGCAGAGACGGUGGUGGGAGAGAGGAUGGGCGGCACAGGAUGGUGGCGGUGUCGGCUGUGACUGGCGAGGGCAUGGAUGGGCUGUUUGAGGAGCUGGAAAAGAUGGUCAACGGCUUGCUGGGCCUGCUGGUGAGCAUAGAAGCUAUCAUUCCGUACCAGGAGGGGCAUCUGCUGGGGCUCGUGUACCAGCUGGGCGCCGUGGAUAGAGACCAGGAGGGUCAUCUGCUGGGGCUCGUGUACCAGCUGGGCGCUGUUGAUAGAGAGGAGCAUCUUCCUGAAGGCACGUUGCUGUCAGCACAUGUGCCUCUACGGGUGGCGCAACUGCUGUUUCGCCUCUUCAUCUCCUCUUAUCCCUUCUUUCCUGCUCCCCUACCCACACAGGAGCAUCUUCCUGAAGGCACGUUGCUGUCAGCACAUGUGCCUCUACGGGUGGCGCAACUGCUGUUUCGCCUCUUCAUCUCCUCUUAUCCCUUCUUUCCUGCUCCCCUACCCACACAGGAGCAUCUUCCUGAAGGCACGUUGCUGUCAGCACAUGUGCCGCUGCGGGUGGCUCAGCUGCUGCUGCCGUACCGCUGGACUGCAGAGGAGUUCAAAACAAGGGAUGCCCCUGUGGCAUGA